Messenger RNA from Ostrinia furnacalis (Asian corn borer), 1358 nucleotides. RefSeq lists its product as uncharacterized. The transcript has a single exon. The record is from RefSeq and is a predicted model, not a curated record. NCBI's taxonomy places the organism in Eukaryota, Metazoa, Arthropoda, Insecta, Lepidoptera, Crambidae. Gene Ontology annotation, molecular function: protein binding. The coding region runs from base 24 to 926 and encodes 300 amino acids.
AAUAUUUUGUUUACAGGUUAAACAUGAAAUUCAUAGCUAUCUUUGUGAUAGCUCUUCAUUAUGUACUUGCUAUUAAUGCCAGUCCAACAAAAACAAAGAAUGAUCCAGAUGAAAUGGUUAUAUACCAAGGACAACAUGACAUCGUUAAAAUAUAUCCAUCGCUGCCGUUAAUGGAAGAAUUACAGAAAAGAGUUGUGUUUUUUCUAGAAGCUGAUAUAAAUAAUGAUGGUAGUAAAAUAGAUCAAGGAUUGUACGUUAUUGUUGAAAACAGUACAACGAAGUUACAUGACAACGGCAAAGACAUAGAUGGCGAUGCAGAAGGUAAAGUUUUUUUUGCUUGCAAAGAAGGAAUAUAUACGUACAAUCGUAAAGAAAAUAAAGCCUAUAAAUAUGGAAAUUUGAACGAGGGUAUUAUUUCACUGGCUGUAGAAAACAGCAGUGGUAUUAUUUACGCGCUUACUAAAAAUCAUGAUUUAUACAAAAUUUCUGAUAACGGAAGUAAAUCAGACGUGGACAACCGAGUAAAAAAUGCUCUGGAAAUAGUGUUAGAUAAGGUUGAUAAUCUUUAUUAUUAUGAUAACGAGAAGAAUGUGUAUCAGGUGAAGGAUCAGCGUGUGAACAAAAUUGAAGGUUUACCGAAAAAUCCAAGCAAAAUGGUCAUGAUAAAGAUACCUGCUCUAGUUGCAGACGUCGAAGGCAUAUUCGUUUUAGCUGACGAUGUUCCAUAUUUUAUUUAUUCAAACGGCACAAGUAUAAGAAGCCCUCAAAAUUUUGGCUUGACUAAGACUAAACCCACAGCGUUCUCGGCUGAAGGAGUGCUAGUGUUCUACGCCGCCGUAGAUAAAAAAAUAUAUGAAUUUAAUAUCCUAGCCAAAAUAAUUUCAGGUGUUUUCAGUAAGAUUGCAGACUUCUUUAAUUUUUUUUAGAAUUGUUAAUACAAUCAAAUCCAAAGAAUUAUUGGUAACAAAUCGUCGCUUGCCUCUCUAACUGACGUAUCUGAAUUUUUUUUCGAAACUGAGUUAUCUACACCAUCUUAAUCAAUUUCGCAAGACGAAUCGAUCUGUCUAAUCGCCUGAAAAUUUUGCAAAAUGUCAGUUACGUUAGAGAGGCAAGCGACGAAAUGUGUGAAUGAAAAAUGUGGAAGUCAGUAUAAUAUUUUAUACUGACUUCCACAUUAAGGCAAGCGACGAAAUGUGUGAAUGAAAAAUAGUCAGUAUAAUAUUUUAUACUGACUUCCACAUUAAGUUGCAAUGUUUAAGUAAGUACACAUUUAGUUUUUGACUGCAAAACAUAAUGUUUAAUUUCACAUUUAUGAAAAAAUAAAACAUAAUUUAUUAAGCAUGAUAAGUAAACUAAUG